Gamsiella multidivaricata is the source of this 1725-nucleotide messenger RNA. RefSeq lists its product as uncharacterized. The coding region runs from base 126 to 1571 and encodes 481 amino acids. Gene Ontology annotation, molecular function: protein binding. Lineage: Eukaryota; Fungi; Mortierellomycota; Mortierellomycetes; Mortierellales; Mortierellaceae. The record is from RefSeq and is a predicted model, not a curated record. The transcript has a single exon.
GUCCUAUUAUUUUUUCUUUGCCACCUGCAUCAACCCACCAUCUGCCCUACUCUUCCUUCUUUUCCCUCCAACUCGAGAGUAGCGGGUCUGCAAGCAGGAUAGGGACACCCAAGACUAUUUCAGACAUGGCACCAAGGAUUGGCGGCGACAGAUAUCAUCACCGCAACAUACAGUUCUCCAGCGCAACAGCAUCUACACGCAUUGACACCCUUCCAGUAGAAAUCCUGUUCUGCAUCAUCGACUCACUCCCACCUCGCUCGAUCCUCAUGCUCGCUCAGGUCUCCUCCUGUCUCCGGACUAUAUCCUUGUCGCAGCUCCUGCAUGCGUACGAUAUCCAGAUUAUUAAUUUGCCCCAGAGCAGCAGCAGCACCCGGAGACAGCACAGCGCACCAAACCUGGACACAGGCAUAGACCUCACAUACGAAGAUGAAGAUAUGUUCAUAAAGGAACGCUCGAGAAUGGGUAUAAAAAAAGUACAGGAGCGGUGGAUGUCAUCUUUCGAGCUCUAUGUCCGGAUGGUUCUCUCAGACCUCUAUUUCCAAGAACGAUGUCCUUCUACAGGGAUGGACGCUUCGAAAAUGGUGACACUGACACUAUCUUGCAGCCAACAAAUCCUGCGCCGCCUCUAUCUCUCAGAUCAACGUAACCACCAAAACCAACCCAAUAAUAACGACGACAACGACAAUGACAGCAACCAUCGUCCAACAUCUUCAAUAAGCCCGACGCACCAUCUGAAUCCUUUUGUCUCCUCGAUCGAGAAUUUACACAUCAUCGCACGAGUCAUCGCAGAUCAGGUCUGUCGAGGAAUCUGUCUUCCCGAGACCGCAGUCCUGAUCCUACAGUGCCUCACAAGCCUACACGAUCAGGAUCACUUCCAAUACAUGAUCCACAACCCAGUCAUGGAUGAGGACUCAACCAUGCUGCCGCCGCAUAGGGAUAAUUGUAUCUCAGUAGGGGUAUUGUCCUUCCAGUAUUUGGUCCCCACGAUCCUAUCGCUCCUUCAACCACCGACAACAAAAAAUCUAUUCUCAAGUACGGCAUCCGAGAGAUCUGUACGACAGAGGGGCAGUGCACACAUCGACCUACAUUCUCGCAUCCAAUGGACGCCCUCUCCCCCACCAUUAUCACUCACAUCCAGCAUAACCACUAGAUCUCUGACAUCCGAUAUACUUCCUACGCAGCAAUCCCUCCUUUCUCCCUUACACAUCCGCUCUCUUCAGCACCUCACCCAAAUCCUCUGUUUCCUCCCCUUGCUCGGUCGACACUUCAACACCCUGCCGACCAGCAUCUUCAUCGACACAUUCUUGAAUCGUUCCCGGGGCGACCUACCGAUCGACCGCGCAGCGGUGCUGGUGUAUGGAUACAUGUGUGUACUGGACCCGGAGACGGGUAAAGCGAAUCUGGCGUCAGAGAGUUAUCGGAUUUUCGAGCGAUCGAUGCCGACGAGGGGAGUGGUCCAGGCAGAGGAGAUUGUGAGGGUCGUGGAGAGGUAUCGAAGAUUGGUGAGGGCAUCUCUGUUCGAGGGAGGGACUGCAGAGUCGGCGAAUUAUCCUUUGCAGGAGUCGGGGUAAGACUGACGAGGAGGGCGGGGCGGUGGUAGAGUGAUAAAGAAAAAAAGAUGAACACUGUUGUGUUCCCCCUUUUGUGAUAUUUUUUUUGUGACAUGGUCAGUGCGCAAGGCUUUAAAAAAGAAGGACGCGUCUAACAUAUUUACGUUUAGAAGGC